Centropristis striata (black sea bass) is the source of this 5935-nucleotide messenger RNA. It is a transcript of the gene pdcd11, whose product is annotated as programmed cell death 11. Gene Ontology annotation, molecular function: protein binding; RNA binding. The transcript is spliced from 36 exons. Gene Ontology annotation, cellular component: small-subunit processome; nucleolus; nucleus. The record is from RefSeq and is a predicted model, not a curated record. Gene Ontology annotation, biological process: rRNA processing. The coding region runs from base 136 to 5586 and encodes 1816 amino acids. Lineage: Eukaryota; Metazoa; Chordata; Actinopteri; Perciformes; Serranidae.
UUAGAGUUUUUCUUCCGGGUUGUAAUCAUGGCGUGUUGCUGAACAACAUGUGAGUUUCUGCCGGAGAUUUAAUGCAAGGAAACAUUUCACACUAAAUACCGAAAUAACCAUUUGACAUCUAAAACAACAUCAAACAUGGCAUCAGCAGAGGAGGACUUCCCUCGAGGAGGGACGGCGAAGAAGCCCACCGAGAGUAAAAUAGUGGUGCAGCGGACAGAAGUGGACAACUUGUUCCAGCAGUCAAAAGAAAAAACCGAAACGAAGAAAAGGAAGGGGGCGAGCAAAGAUGACGACAAGAAGUUCAAGAAGCCAAAAACAGGCAAAGGAGGAGCUCUGACGCUGAAUACAGCAGCCAAGUGUGUGGAAAUUCUGCACAUGAAGAAUGUGAAGGAGGGCACCCUGAUGCUGGGCUGUGUGAAGGAGGUGACAGACUUCGAGGUGACGGUCGGUCUGCCUUGUGGCAUGCAGGGCUUCCUGAGCAUCAAGAACAUCUGUGACUCGUACACCAAGCUGCUCAGUGAGCAGCUGGAAUCAGCAGAUACAGAGGAGUACUGCUCCCUGCCUCUCCUCUUCUACCCCGGCAUGGUGUUCAGGUGUGUGGUGGCCAAGCUGGACGUGUCUAAAGGAGGAUCUCUGAGCAUCCAGCUGUCAGUCAACCCAAAGGUGGUCAACAAGGCUCUCACUUCAAGCUCUCUGAAGGCUGGCAUGGCCUUGAGUGGCUGUGUGGACAGUGUGGAGGAUCACGGCUACAUAAUAGACAUCGGCCUCAGUGGAAGCAAAGCGUUCCUGCCCCGGACCGCAGUGAGAAACAAUAACCCAGAAGAGCUCAAAGUGGGUCAGAACGUGGUUUGUCAAGUGGAAGAGGUGAAGAACGACGGGCGGGUGGUCCGCCUGUCUGCCAGCCCCCCAGCAGCAGCCCAGGCCUGUGCUGAGUCGGAGCAGGGCUGGAACCUCUCCAACCUGCAGCCUGGACUUCUGGUCAAAGCUACCAUCAAAAAGGUGACCAAACAUGGUCUGAUCCUGGACUUCCUGUCCUCCUUCAGUGGCCAGGUGGACUUUCUCCACAUGGAGCCAGAACAGAGAUCCAGCUACACUGAAGGAGCAGAGGUGCGAGCCUGUGUGCUGUAUGUGGAGCCGUCCACCAAACUGGUGGGCCUCAGCCUGCGCAGUUACCUCCUUCAGCCCGGGAGCAGAGUGGACCCUGCUCCUGCAGGAGGAGACCGCAUCGGGGAGGUGGUGCACAACUGCAAGAUGACCACAAUGCACCACAUGUCUGGAGCCCUGCUGGAGCUGCCAGACCAGACUCUGGCCUUCGUACAUAGGAACCACCUGAAGGAGUCUACAGAGACGUCUAAUGAGAACAGAGUGCUGGCCAUGAGUGAGCACACCUGCAGGAUCCUGGACUUCAGCGCCAUGGACCAGAUUCAUUUUGUCAGUCUGCGAAAGAGUGUGAUUAACAAGCCUUUUUAUAGAUACCAUGAUCUGAAGGCCGGUCAGGUGGUAGAGGGGACGGUGUCUGUCCUGCUGAAUCACGGCAUGGUGGUGCACCUGUCUGACCACAUUAAAGGCCUGGUGCCGCGGACGCACCUGUCCGAUAUCGUCCUCAAGAACCCAGAGAAGAAGUACAUAGAGGGCAUGAAGAUCAAAUGUCGGGUGCUGUCGGUGGACCCGGAGAAUAAGAAGCUGUACCUGAGCAGGAAGAAGGCGUUGGUGGACAGCUCGCUGCCGCUCUUCCUCAGCUACAGCGACGCCCGGCCGGGCCGCGUGUCCCACGGCUACAUCGUCUGCAUCAAAGACUUCGGCUGCAUCUUCCGUUUCUACAACAACGUCAAAGGUCUGGUGCCGCUCAGCGAGCUCAGCUCCGAGCCCGUCAUCAACCCAGAGGAGCUCUUCUACGUGGGCCAGGUGUUGAAGGCUAAAGUUCUCAGGUGUGACCCCGAUCAGGCCAAGAUGGUGCUGUCGUUUAAAGCUGCGAUGGAGGGAGACGCAGCACAAGCUGCCAAGCCGGAGUUUGACUGUGAGGUGGGAAAGAGGCUGGAGGCAAAGGUGCUGAAGAAGUUGAUCAGUGGUCUGGAGGUGUCCAUCCUCCCUGAGGAGAUCCGUGCCGUACUACCCACAAUGCACCUCUCUGAUCACAUGUCCAACUGCCCUCUGCUGUGGGAGAGCCUGCAGGAGGGAGACAACAUCUCAAACCUCAUCUGCGUCAACAAAAACAAGCAGAAUGUUACCCUCACCAAGAAACCAACAGUGAGAUGGUCACUGGAGGAAGGAGUCGUUGCUAAGGAUUUCUCUGAAAUCAGCGUUGGGAUGCAGCUGGUUGGUUGGAUCAAGAACAUCAUGUCGUACGGCGUCUUUGUAGAGUUCCCGUACGGUCUUGUUGGCCUGGCACCCAAGUCGGCCAUGACCGACAAGUUCCUCAGCGAUACGGCGAACGCCUUCCAGCCGGGUCAGACGGUGAUCGCUAAGGUGACCAACCUGGACGAGGAGAAGCAGCGUUUCCUGGUCACGCUGAAAAUGUCAGAGGCCAUUUCUCCAGAGGGCAACGCCCAAACCAGACUCAUUAACGGGCUGCAGGAGAGAAGAGCCGUGGCUGAAAUGUUAGCUAUGAGAGAAAACAGCGAUCUCCACCAGCAGCUGGUUGCUCUGCCUGUGGGUCAGAAGCUGAAGCUGACAGUAGAUGUUGUGAAGGACAGCGGGGCGAACUUUAAGUCUGAUGAGUUGUCUGGCGCUACCAUAACGGCCAGCAAGCACCAUGUUAUGGGUUGUAAGUUGGAUCCUGGACAGAAAGUGACUGCGGUUGUCCUCUGUGUUGACAUCCUGUCCACUUGUGUCCACGUGUCCCUCCUUUCCAAGUUCUUGGCGAAGAAGAAAUCUUUGGAUGAAGGAACAAAGUACACAGGGUUGCUGCAGCACAUCGACAAAGACUUUGCUGUCAUGUCAUUGGGCGAUACGGCCCAGCUGACUGUGAUCCAGACCAGCAACCACCUCAAUGAGGUCUUCAUGUCCGAGUCCGACAGGCUCAAGGCGGGGAUGAUUUUGGCCGUGGAGGUGAUAGAAGCCAGCUGUGCGGAGCUGCAGGGGCUCCCUCUAGUGUCAUGGUCGCGUGUUGCACCAUACCGAAAUCGCACAAUCUCAGAAAACCAGGAGAGCUCUACGGGUCACCGCUUCGGUGACAUCGUGCAGGGUAAAGUGCGGACAGUGAAGCCCACCUCCAUUUUAAUCACUCUAGAGGACGGAAGCACGGGCAGCGUGCACGUGUCCGAGGUGAUGGAGGUCACAGACGUGUGUCUGGGUACCUUCCCCACAUCCACGGUUAAAGUGGGGAGUACGGUCACCGCCAGGGUCAUCGGAGGACGAGAAGUCUCCAGUCACAGGUUCUUGCCCUUCUCCCAUCCCAGGUUCAGAUAUAACCUUCCUGAGCUCACUCUUAUACCCAGCAAACUGGAUAAGAGUAAAGAUUUAAAAGAAGUUCCAGCAACAGAUAAACUCAACAGCUACAAGGUCGGGGAAGAAAUAGCGUGCUUUGUAUCAAAGUUUCAUCCAGAGAAGAAGUCUUUCGAGGUCACCAUUGACCCGUCUAUUACUGGGACGGUUGAAUUGCUCGCCACCAUCACAGAGCCAAAAGAUGCCAGCCGUCCUGAUAAACUGUACAAACUGGGCCAAGCGGUCCGUGCCAAAGUGGUGGAAGUGGUGGAAGUGAGCUCAAAGCCUCAACGUCUUGUGAUGUCACUCACAGGUAUCCAUAAACUGGAGGUAGGCAGUGUUUCUUUGGGGAUUGUGACUGGUAUUCAGCCACGAGUUGGCCUCCUGCUCAAACUGCCCUUUGGCGGCGUGGGGGCUGUUGCUGUCACCGACGUGGCUGACGCCUACAAACAAAACCCCCUGGACGGGUUCAGCAACGACCAGCUGCUCAGGUGUUUCCUUCUAGGAGUUGAAAAUGACAAGUGGCAGCUGUCUCUACGUUCAUCAAGGCUGAACCCACAGCAGGCCAAACCAGCCAAGGACCCUGAGUUUUUGUCUAUAGACGAACUGCAGGAAGGCCAAAUAAUCCGAGGCUACGUCAAGUCUGUGGGAGCGCAGGGCGUCUACAUCAGGCUGUCAGCGAGCAUCACAGGAACAGCUCCGCUUCAACAAUCCACCAAAUACUCCGUCAGCAACCACAAGCUCCUCUCUCAGCACCUCACCACCAACAUGCUGCUCACUACCAAGAUCAUCAGCAUCGACAGAGAGGAGGAGCUGGUCCACCUCUCUCUGCUCCCAGAGGACACCGGGAAGCCAGACGUCCUCCCAGAGUCUCUGGGUCUGCCGCUGCGUCCCAUCGGAGAGAAGACGAUACAAGACACCAAGAAGAAGAACAAACGAGCAGCGUCUGAGAGCGAGCAGAAAGCAGCAGAGUCCUCGGUCCCGAAGAAGAAGAAGAAGACAAAGAAAGCAAAGACUGAUGGCAACGACAGCGGAGUGGAGGUGUACUUCAGAGAAGAGGAGGAUAAGGAAGAGGAAGAAGAGCCCACAUCUGUUUCAGUGAAACCGGUGACUCCCAGCUCAGCGGCUCCAUCCAGGCUGCAGGUGGCAGCAGGUUUCUGCUGGGACGUGGGGCUGAGCUCCCUGAAGCCGGCCUCGGCAGCGCAGGACGACGACUCCAGUGAUGGAGAGGAGCAGGAUGGAGGCAGCAAGCCCCAGAAGAAGUCUCGUCAUGAGGUGGAGCAGGAGAAGAAGGCAGCAGAGAAGGCUCUGGUGCAGAGGGAGAGCCAGCUGAUGGAUCCCAGCCUGCGUCCUCAGGAUGCUGCCGCCUUCGAGCGCCUGCUUCUGGCUUCACCCAACAGCUCUCUGCUCUGGCUGCAGUACAUGGCUCACCACCUGCAGGCCACCCAGAUCGAGCAGGCCCGCGCCGUGGCCGAGAGGGCCCUAAAGACCAUCUCCUUCAGGGAAGAGCAGGAGAAGCUGAAUGUGUGGGUGGCCCUGCUGAACCUGGAGAACAUGUACGGCACCGAGGAGAGCCUGAAGAAGGUGUUUGAGCGAGCUCUGCAGUUCUGUGAGCCCAUGCCUGUUUACCAGCAGCUGGCUGACAUCUACGCAAAGUCUGACAAGACCAAGGAAGCAGAAGGUCUUUAUAAGACCAUGGUGAAGCGUUUCCGUCAGAACAAGGCGGUGUGGCUGAGCUACGGGACCUUCCUGCUGCAGCAGGGCCAGAGUGAUGCUGCCAGUGCUCUCCUGCAGAGGGCGCUGACGAGUCUGCCCUCUAAAGAAAGUGUGGAUGUGAUCGCCAAGUUCGCUCAGCUGGAGUUCCGUUAUGGUGAUUCAGAGAAAGGUCGCACCAUGUUCGACAAAGUCCUGACGAGCUACCCGAAACGCACAGACCUCUGGUCCGUCUUCAUCGACCUCAUGGUCAAACACGGAUCACAGAAGGAAGUCAGGGCGCUCUUUGAUCGAGUGAUCCACCUGAGUGUCUCGGUGAAAAAGAUCAAGUUCUUCUUCAAGCGCUACCUGGAGUACGAGAAGAAGCACGGCACGCCGCAGAGCAUCCAGGCGGUCAAAGAGAAGGCCAUGGAGUUUGUGGAAGCUAAAGGCACCGAGGCUGCCGAAUAAUGACCAAAUACACACAUUGUGUAUGUGUGUGGACUGAGCCUCACACCUGUUUGUGGCUCUCCAUACUACAGGUUCCUCCUCUAAAAGAUCAGCUUCCUAGUUUUUAUAGUUGUGGACUGGGGACCUCUGAAGCUGAGAGUCAAGCCUUUGUAAAAUGCCUAUCUAUAAAUGUUAAAAGCUGCUGUUUAACAUUUCAUUUUAGUCAAUUUUGUAUGUGGUAUAAAGAGAAUAAUGUUAUGAGUGCAAGCUUUCUGCAUAUUUGAAUAGAUUUAUUCCUUCACAUUACAUUUGUGGGUGUAUUUCUUGUUGAUAUGGCCUGCCUUUAAAUAAAUCCAACACCAUUACAAUA